GAAGCUGGGUGGUCGUGACGGGUAGUGCAAUAGUUGUGUUGGUGAUGUGCGCUCACAGAACUGAGGCAGCAAUGGGCUGGGAUACACUGUUCGGGGAGAGGCGCUACGAACCGCCGAAGCGGUGCAACUGCGCGUGCGGUGUUCCCAACCGAGGUACUCGGGUGGUCGGUGGACGGCCGUCCCGCAUCAACGAAUACCCGUGGGCUGUGGCGCUGACAUACAGAGGUCGCUUCUACUGCGGCGGCAGUCUCAUCAACGAUCGCUACGUGCUCACGGCCGCACACUGCAUCAACGGGCUCAACCACAACAGGGUGGAGGUGACGCUGGGAGAGCACGACCGAAACCUGCCCUUCGAAGCCAUCACGCGCAAGAUCAAAGUGCUGUGGUGGCUGAAGCACCCCGAGUUCAACCCCAAGACGUUCAACAACGACAUUGCGCUGGUGCGCAUGAAGGAGUCUGUCAGCUUCAGCAGGAUCAUGCGGCCGGUCUGCCUGCCAAGACCGGGGUACAACUACACGGGCGAGAAGGUGACGGUGGUAGGCUGGGGCCGGACGUCAGAGGGCGGCAGCACGGCCAACCUGCUGCAGGAGGUGCUGCUGCCGGUCUUCAGCAACGCCGAGUGUCGGGCACUGAAGUAUGACGCCGAGGAGAUCACGAGCAACAUGAUGUGUGCCGGCUACACGCAGGGAAAGAUUGACGCCUGUCAGGGUGACAGUGGGGGACCGAUGCACUGGCAGGCCAAGGACGGGAAGACUAAUAUCAUUGGAAUCGUGAGCUGGGGUCAAGGUUGUGGUCGUCCAGGCCUUCCCGGCGUGUACACACGAGUCUCCAACUAUCUCGACUGGAUCGAGCACAACACGCCCGACUCCUGCUACUGCGGCCGCAGAACUCCCAGACGGAGGCGCCACGCACCACCUAAGCGCACGAGCAAACAGCGCGCGCUUCUCGCGUACGCGUAG
This is a messenger RNA of Pollicipes pollicipes, 959 nucleotides long. Its product is annotated as trypsin-1. Gene Ontology annotation, biological process: proteolysis. The record is from RefSeq and is a predicted model, not a curated record. Gene Ontology annotation, molecular function: serine-type endopeptidase activity. The transcript is spliced from 8 exons. Lineage: Eukaryota; Metazoa; Arthropoda; Thecostraca; Pollicipedomorpha; Pollicipedidae. The coding region runs from base 45 to 959 and encodes 304 amino acids.